CUUUGGCGCGCAUUUUUUUCCCUUUCCCGCUUUCUUCAAUGUCCGCGCGCUUGUUUGUUCGUCAUUGUUGAUGCGCAUUUGAGAGUUCUUGAAGUAACGUCAUGGGAUCACCGUUGACUGGUGGAGCAGUGCAGCGCAUCCUCGAUGGAGAGCUGGUGGACAAACCUGUGCUUCAAGUUCUGAAUUUCAAGCCAAUACCCGGUGGCAGCAGCGAGAGGUAUCGUCUCCUGUUGUCCGAUGGGGUAAUGUGUCAUACAUAUGCCAUGCUGGGAACGCAGUUGAACGAGAAGAUAACGAGCAAGGAAGUUGAGAAGUUUGCUGUCAUACAACUGGACAAGUACAUGUGCAACACUGUAAAUCCCGAGAAGAAAAUUCUAAUAAUCCUUGAGCUGACCGUCGUAGCUGCUGGUGCUGACGUGGGUUCAAAGAUUGGCAACCCUGUCACUAAUGUACCUGGUGUCGUGGCUCAGCAGAGUGCACAAGCUCAACAGAAUGUGUCCGCACCUGCUGAAGCUGCAGCACCCCAACGCCCUCAACAGCCAACACAGUUUCAGUUCAGGGGCAACACAUCAUCUAUGUCCGCACCGCAACGUCCUCAAAUGUCAACUGGAGGGUCAUUGCAGCAAACCAAUGGUGUUGUCGUGUUCCCAAUAAGCAGCCUUACACCUUACCAGAAUAAGUGGACUAUCCGAGCAAGAGUCACCAACAAGAGUGCCAUCCGAACGUGGAGCAAUUCCAAGGGGGAAGGCAAACUCUUCUCGAUGGACUUGCUCGACGAGUCCGGUGAAAUCCGCGCGACUGCUUUCAAUGCAGAGUGUGACAGGUUCUACGACGUCAUUGAAGUCAACAAGGUGUACUACGUCUCCAAGGCCAACCUCAAGCCAGCCAACAAGAACUUCACCUCAAUCAAGAACGAGUUCGAGAUGUCGUUCAAUAGCGAGACGCACAUCAGCCCCUGUGACGACAGCUCGAGCAUUCCUACGGUUCAGUUCAGCUUCGUACCCAUUCUGAAGCUUCAGGGGAUGCCCCGGGACACACUCGUAGAUGUGAUAGGGGUCUGUAAGAGUGCCGGCGAGGUCCAGACGGUGAUAAGAAGGAACACAAACCAGGAGCUGAAGAAGAGAGAUAUCCAGCUGGUGGACAAAACCAACACGGAAAUAUCUCUGACAUUGUGGGGAACUCAGGCUGAAACAUUUGAAGCCAGUGAACACCCUGUGGUAGCGAUCAAAGGAGCACGCAUUUCAGAUUUCGCUGGUGUCUCGCUUUCAUUGAUCGGAAGCAGCAUGAUGCAAGUAAACCCGGACCUACCAGAAUCUCACUCUCUCUACGGAUGGUACGUGAACGAAGGCAGUUCAAUGGAGUCGCAGUCCAUCACAGUCAGGGGCGGAGCCGGAGGUUCUCUAACGGGUCCCGGUACGGUCUGGAAGUCCCUGGAACAGGUCAAGAAGGAAAACUUGGGACAGGGGGAUAAGCCGGACUACUUCACGACAAAAGCAAGCAUUGCGAUAGUUCGGAAGGAAAAGUGCCUGUACAAGGCUUGUCCCACAGAGCAGUGCAACAAGAAGGUAGUUGACAUGGAGAACGGGUUUGUGCGUUGCGAGAAGUGUGCCCAGGAGUUCUCGAACUACAAGUGGAGGCUACUAGUCUCGGCCAACUUGGCAGAUUUCAGCGACAGCCAGUGGGUGACGUGCUUCGGGAAAGAAGCGGAGCAGCUCCUCGGGGCAUCCGCCGAAGAACUUGGAAGCUACUUUGAGAUGAACAACCCAAGGUUCGAGGACAUCAUCAGCGAUGCAGCCUUUAAGGAAUUUAUCUUCAGGUUACGUGUGAAGAUGGAGACGUACAAUGAUGAGACACGGCUGAAGACAUCUGUUGUUUCCUUGUCGCCUGUCAACUAUGUUGAGCACACGCAGAAGCUGCUGAAGGAUAUUGAAGGCAUGUCGUAAACCAUCUCGAGUCGUCUUUAUUGUUGUUUUGUUGUAGGGCGCCGCACAAGUAACUUAUCCUGAAUCGUUGCAACGUAUAUUAGCAGUUCUAAUUUGUGAGUUGCUCGGUUCAAGCUAUUUCUGUUAGUUUACAAAGUUCAGAACGUACCUUGUAAUAUUUUAAUUGAUAUAAUUCAACGCAUACUUAAUUGUGAAAUAUCAUUGCAAAUAUUAUGCAGAAGCUGUUGAAUAAAGCUGGCUCACUUUGUAA
Ornithodoros turicata is the source of this 2193-nucleotide messenger RNA. It is a transcript of the gene RpA-70, whose product is annotated as replication protein A 70 kDa DNA-binding subunit-like. The record is from RefSeq and is a predicted model, not a curated record. The transcript is spliced from 17 exons. Lineage: Eukaryota; Metazoa; Arthropoda; Arachnida; Ixodida; Argasidae. Gene Ontology annotation, biological process: nucleotide-excision repair; double-strand break repair via homologous recombination; telomere maintenance via telomerase. Gene Ontology annotation, molecular function: single-stranded telomeric DNA binding; damaged DNA binding. The coding region runs from base 102 to 1943 and encodes 613 amino acids. Gene Ontology annotation, cellular component: DNA replication factor A complex; nucleus.